Symsagittifera roscoffensis is the source of this 1163-nucleotide messenger RNA. RefSeq lists its product as uncharacterized. The record is from RefSeq and is a predicted model, not a curated record. The coding region runs from base 100 to 948 and encodes 282 amino acids. The transcript has 5 exons. NCBI's taxonomy places the organism in Eukaryota, Metazoa, Xenacoelomorpha, Acoela, Convolutidae.
UCAAUCGAAUAGAAUUAUGACCUUCAUUGAGUAAGUUUAUCAAAGUUGAAGCCAUAAUAUAUUCGUUUUUUGAAUUGUUAUCCAUAUUUAGCUUUCAAGAUGAACAUCAAUUUUGCUUUGUUUGUUUUUCUUCAGAAAGGCAUUUUACUUGCAUGGACAUCAACCCCCGAUCAUGAUACAAGAACAAUAUCUUGGGAUUACUAUGAAAACAUUCCUGGAAAUUGGGGCUCCUUGGUGUUUAUUCUGCCGGUGGUGCCCGUUCAGCCAAUCAGAAUGAGCCAAGGUCAGCCAGUGUAUCCGCCAGAAGUUGAGGAGUCUGUAUGGUGUCAGCUCAGAAGUCCGUACUACUGCCUUUUUGGGUACAGAACAGCGUUUAAUGAUGAUGAUUUCACUGAACAUGAUUAUGAAGAUCCUGCUCGAAUAGCCCAUUUGGAAGCAGAAGCUGUCUUGCAGAAGGAAAACGAAGAGCAAUUUAGUCAUUUGAUCCGUGAAAAUUGGCAUCGUAUAAACAUGUUCAACAUCGGAAAUCUCGCUCGAUGGGAUCGAGACUAUCCGACUCCAGACGAAGAUUGCUGCGGUGAUCAAACAUUUGUGUAUUCGAUGUUCGGUUAUGAGGGCUUCAAAAUGGGCCCUGAAUACUACUGCCAGAAACUUACAGACUAUACUGAGACUGGAAAACAACUCAACUAUCUUCGGGCUGUGCACGAUGCUUCCAGAUGUGUGGAUGUCGUUACACAUGUGGGCUUCGGAGAAGCACCCUUCGUCUAUGAUGGAUUCGAACUCAACUCCGACCACCCAUUGGUUUUCCCGGAAAUUCCCGGGGCCGUCGCCUCAUUCCCAGUCGAUAAAAUCUACCCGCCCAACUCAAUCGAGUUCCGGUUUUUCAAACACAAUGUCAUGUGUCGGGCCCAGCCCUGGAUUUGUCUGAAUGAAUGUGUCAUCCAGUAAAAUUGAGAGUUUGAAGUGAAUCAUGCUGGUAGUCUGAUGUUGUUUGUAUGUAUCUUUUCUUGAGUGAGAACAAAAAAACUGUCUACGAUCAAUAAAAAAACUCAGCCAGGAAACCAUUCUGAAAACUUUAACAUUUUGAGGCCAAACUCUGCACUAGAUAAGCGCACUGUUUGGUGUGUGAAGAUCACUGGAAUCUAGAGACGAGCCUAUCAACA